This is a messenger RNA of Hydra vulgaris (swiftwater hydra), 4252 nucleotides long. RefSeq lists its product as uncharacterized. The record is from RefSeq and is a predicted model, not a curated record. Lineage: Eukaryota; Metazoa; Cnidaria; Hydrozoa; Anthoathecata; Hydridae. Gene Ontology annotation, cellular component: kinesin complex. Gene Ontology annotation, molecular function: protein binding; ADP binding.
UAAUGGCUAAAGUUGACCAUUGUUAUCCCACAUUAGAAUCAGAUACUCAAAAACAGAUACAAACAUUGCUUCUCAAUGUUGAACAAUGGAAUGCUAUCAAUGAUAAAUCAUUGAAAAAAAUCAUCACUGGAGGAUAUGGUUCAGGAAAAUCAAUAGUAGGAAAGGAGAUUGUUAAAAAUUGUAUUACACAGAAUUCAGAAAAUCCUUCUACCUUGUAUUAUAUAUGUUGUAACCAUUUCUCCUUGUAUGAAUGUCAUAUGAAAGAGUUUGUUGACGGCAUAAAUAAAACUUCAAAUAUUACAGUUGUUUGUGAUAGUUUAUAUAAUUUAUGGAAAAGCAUGUGUCAGAACAAAAGUAUUUCAAAUAAGUACAUUUCUCUACCAAAAUUACUAGAGCAUUUGGCUAGCAUCAACAGUAAUAAAGUAUGUUUUAUACUUGAAGAACUUUCUGAAGAAUAUGUUAAAAAAGAAGAUGCAAUUCAACUGAAAUAUUUGUUUACAUCUAUAUUAAAAGAUUCUUUAGUUGUUUUUAUUCCUGAGAGUAUUACAAAGAAUCGAGAAUUGGUAACAAAUAAACAAAAGCAUAUACUACAAAAAAAUUUCUUUCGACAAGAAAUAAUAGGAAUGAAGGUCAUAUCUCUAAAUAAAUCAAUGAGAGUUACUGAAUGCAAUAAAUUAUUAAUAGAUAUUGCUCAAAAAACUAUUUGUGAAACAAAAAGUGUUUUAAAUAUUCCAAAUAAAAACUUCAGAAUAUUGCAAGAAAAUAAAAAAAGCAAUUUGUUUGAAAAUGAAAAUUUGCAGAAUGUGGAACAUUAUGUGAAAGAUAAUAAAAAAGUUAAUGACACAUCACAUUUUGACACAAUUAAGAUUACUAAAAAUAACAAUUAUGCAUCUGUCAAUUUUGAACAAGGUAAUAGAUAUGCAUCAAAAAUUUCUAAUGAUAAAACUUUUGAUAACUAUUCAGACUCUAAUUCAAAUCAAUCUUCAGAGAAAAAAGAAAAUAAAUUUAUUGAUACAGUUGUUAAAGAUUUUCAUGAUAUUGAUUUAGAUUACAUGGCAAAGAUAAUAACAACAAGUACUAAUAAUAUUAAUCCAAACAUUUAUAUGGAGACUGAAUAUGUUUUCAAAUCUGGUAUUAUAGGACACUCCAUUAAAGGACAAAAACCCAAAGUUGUAUAUUUACCCUUUUAUGAUAUAACAGAUAAGCGAUCUGUAAAAGUAUUAUCCAUUAUGUUAGAAAAACUUUGUUUUAACGCUCUUAAUGGACUAAGAAAAACUGUGGUUAUAUGCAAAAGUAUGGAAGAAGUGAUAUCUGUUGCAUAUGCAAUAGAUAUAAUUAAAAAUUUUAAAGCAGUUACUUAUUCACCACAUUUGCAGAAAUACUCACCAUCAUUAGAAACAAAAUUCCAAAUUAAAAAGCAAUUAAGAAAUGACAUGGACAUUCUCGUAACUGACUGCAAAGGGUUUUCAGGUGAAGAAUCUGAAUCUGUAAUUGUAUUUGUGAGUCCAGAGGAAACUUAUCUUCGGCAUGUUCUUGUAGAUGCUAUUUCAAGAUCAAACUCAUAUUUAACAGUGUUUGUUAAGAGUUGUAGUAAUAACAACAAGCCUUUAAAUAAGGAUAAAACUAUCAAAAAUGUUUUAACUAAUUGGUCAAAAGAGUUUGUUGAAAAAAUUACAAUUGCAACAUCCAAUACAGAAAAUCGAAAAUCAACAGAUGUUUUUUUUGUAAUUAAUGAGAAUUGCAAAGUGUUUAUUGAUCGCGGAUCUACUAAUGACUUUGAGAAAUAUAAGAAAAAAUUGCAGUUCCAAAUUUUUCAUGAAAAUAACUUUAUAUAUGAAACUAUGGUUUCUGAUCUGUCAAGUCAUGUAAAAAAAGAAUUUAAAAAGGGUAGUCAAUCAUUUUCAGAAAAUAUUUUUCCACGCGACAAAAUACUACGUGAAAUUCAACAUUACUUUUUACAAGAUGCAAACAAGUCAACUUUAGUAUUAUAUGGAAUGUCGGGUGUCGGAAAGACACUAAUUGCCCGAAAAUACUGUGAAAUAAGUUAUAAUUUCUAUAAAAACUUUGUUUGGAUUGACGCAGCAUUUAGAAAGUUACAAAAUUCAUUCAGAAACCAAUGUCAAAUAUUAGGAUUCAAGGUUCAUGAUUCGAAAGGCGAUUAUUUUAAUAUAAAAGUGAUUGUUGAAAAAAUUCACAACUAUUAUAAAAACGAAAAUACUUUAUAUAUUUUUGACAAUGUUGACGACAAAAGUGUUAAAAAUUUAUCAAUAUACAUUUCAAGAAAACCGAAUUCAUUUACAUUGAUUACCUCCCAAUGGAGAACAUGGACGAAUGAUGUAAAUAAAAUACACGUUGAUAUUUUUUCUUUAGAGGAAGCAUUAGCUUAUGUAAAAAAUAAUAUUAAAGAAAACACCGAUGAAAACAUAAAAAACUUAAUUAAAGAACUUGGUUAUCAUCCAUUUGCAAUUACUCAGGCAAUAAAAUAUAUAAAUAUACAUAAAAUAUCGAUAGAAAAAUACAUAGAUCGAUAUAGAUUAAAACCAUCAGAAAUAUUAGACACGAAUAACUUUCCGACUGAAGAAGUAUCAAAGUCUGCAAUGAAAGCAAUUAACUUAAUUUUAAUAAAAUUAGAAAAAUCUAAAGAUCUUUCAUUUCAAAUAUUAAACUGUUUAUCUCAUUGCGACGGUCAAAACAUCAGUAAACAGUUUAUAACCAAUAUCUCAAAUCAUAUGAAAAUAAACGAUGACCAUUUAGUAGAUGAAGCAAUUGAAUUACUAAUGAGUUAUUCUUUACUAAACUGUUUUUAUAAUAACAAAUAUGCAAUACACGAACUUACACAGUUGUCAUGUAGAUGUUUUCAAAAGAGAAGAUCGAGUACAAAUAUGUACCUUGAUCUAAUAGAGAAUUAUUUUAAAGUUGAAUUGAACGAAGUAAAAAGUCACAUGGAUUAUGGAAACCAUUUUGUUUAUCAUUUUAUUUAUAUGUUUCGUACUAAUAAAAAAAAACUUGUGCAAACCUUCCACCUUAUGACAACUUCUAUUAAAAGGUUAUUAGUAUGUAAAGGACUAUUUAAAGAAACAAUCGAAAUAUUACAAGCUAUUCAACGUUUUAAUACAGAAAUUUAUGGUGAAAAUAAUGAAUUCACACUUCGUACUAAACAUAAUAUCGCAGAGUGUUUGAAUAAUAUGGGAAAAUAUAAUGAAGCUUUAGAAUUUUAUUACUCUGUUGAUAAAAUACGAACUGAAAUUUUAGGUGUCCACCAUCCAGAUACAUUGGCAACAAAACAUAGUAUAGCACUUUGUUUGUACAAUAUGGGAAAAUAUAACGAAGCUUUAGAAUUUUAUUACUUUGUUGAUAAAAUACGAACUGAAAUUUUAAGUAUCAACCAUCCAGAUACAUUGGCAACAAAACAUAAUAUAGCACUUUGUUUGAAUAAUAUGGGAAAAUAUAACGAAACUUUAGAAAUUUAUUAUUCUGUUGAUAAAGUACUAACUGAAAUUUUAGGUGUCCACCAUCCAGAUACAAUGGCAACAAAACAUAGUAUAGCACUUUGUUUGUACAAUAUGGGAAAAUAUAACGAAGCUUUAGAAUUUUAUUACUCUGUUGAUAAAAUACGAACUGAAAUUUUAAGUAUCAACCAUCCAGAUACAUUGGCAGCAAAACAUAAUAUAGCACUUUGUUUGUACAAUAUGGGAAAAUAUAACGAAGCUUUAGAAUUUUAUUACUCUGUUGAUAAAAUACGAACUGAAUCUUUAGGUAUGAACCAUCCAAAUAUAAUGUCAGUAAAAAAUAAUAUCGCACUAUGUUUAAACAAAAUGGGAAAAUAUAAUGAAGCUUUAGAAAUUUAUUAUUUAGUUUAUAAAAUACGAACUGAAAUUUUAGGUAUCAACCAUCCGGAUACAGUGACAACUAAACAUAAUAUAGCACUUUGUUUGAACAAUAUGGGAAAGUAUAACGAAGCUUUAGAAAUUUAUUAUUAUGUUGAUAAAAUACGAACUGAAAUUUUAGGUAUUAAUCAUCCAGAUACAAAAACAACUAAACAUAACAUAGCACUUUGCUUGAACAGUAUGGGAAAAUAUAAUGAAGCUUUAUAAAUUUAUUAUUCUGUUGAUAAAAUACCAACUGAAAUUUUAGGUAUUAAACAUCCAGAUAUCAUGUGAACAAAACAUUGUAUUUCAAUCUGUUUGAGUAAUUUAAAAACAGUAAACGUGUUGUUGCAUUAAUUGACCAUUGUUUUAGUUUUAAUAUAUAU